Acanthopagrus latus (yellowfin seabream) is the source of this 1687-nucleotide messenger RNA. RefSeq names its product claudin 7b (gene cldn7b). The coding region runs from base 239 to 862 and encodes 207 amino acids. The transcript is spliced from 4 exons. Gene Ontology annotation, cellular component: bicellular tight junction; plasma membrane. NCBI's taxonomy places the organism in Eukaryota, Metazoa, Chordata, Actinopteri, Spariformes, Sparidae. Gene Ontology annotation, molecular function: structural molecule activity. The record is from RefSeq and is a predicted model, not a curated record. Gene Ontology annotation, biological process: cell adhesion; bicellular tight junction assembly.
CCCGCCGCCCCCAACCCAUUCAAGGUGCGGCUGAGGAACAGGUGCGUGGAGGAGAUUCACCGAGACGGUUCAUUGUUUUUUAAGCGUCCCAUCAGAGAAACACACACAUAAAUCACAGCAGAGAGGAGCUGACUUUACCAGAAACAGAGCAAAGUUCAGCUAAAAAAGCCUUCAGCUCGAGAGGAGGAUUUUGGACGUCGUUUUAAAGAAGAAAAACUAAAAGGAGAAGGAAGAAGAAAUGGCCAACAAGGGUCUGCAGAUUUUGGGAUUCGCCCUGGCCCUCCUGGGUUUGAUUGGAUUGAUAAUUGGCACCAUUCUGCCGCAGUGGAAGAUGUCCGCGUACGUCGGGGACAACAUCAUCACGGCCAUCGCCAUGUACGAGGGGCUGUGGAUGUCCUGCGCCUUCCAGAGCACCGGACAGAUCCAGUGCAAGGUGUACGACUCGAUCCUGCAGCUCAACAGUGCCCUCCAGGCAACCCGCGCCCUCAUGAUUGUCAGCAUUAUUGUAACGGUGGCCGGCCUGGGUGUAGCCUGCAUGGGAAUGAAGUGCACCAACUGUGGAGGAGACGACAAGACGAAGAAGUCUCGCAUUGCAAUGACCGGAGGCAUCAUCAUCCUGAUCGGCUCUUUGUGCUCCAUCGUCGCCUGCUCCUGGUACGCUCACGACAUCAUCCAGGCCUUCUACAACCCUUUCACCCCCGUCAAUACCAAGUAUGAGUUCGGCUCCGCCAUCUUCAUCGCGUGGGCCGGAGCUUUCCUGGCUGUAGUCGGAGGCGGCAUGCUGGCAGCAUCCUGCCCGAAGGGGAAACCGUCACCCAAGUACCCCAUCUCCAGACCCCCCAGCAGCAAGGAAUACGUCUGAACGGGACAGGACUCGGUGUUUGGAGGCUGAAGGAACACUUUGACAUUCGUGCUGGUCCUGCUCAGAGACUGAAGCAUUGAAAACAUGUAUCCCAGGAGACGACUCGUACCUGUUUUUUUUUAUCAUUUUUUUUAUUGUAUAUUUUAGUUUCUUCAGGGCCCCUCUGUGUUACUGUAAUAUUAUUUUAACAGAAUAAUUAUUAAAGUUUUAAAAUAACAGCGGUUUACUUCUUAAAGAGCUUGCCGACCUACAUUUAGUGCUUACUGUUUGUAUACUGUGUAGUAGACGAUCCACUUAGUUGACACCUGUAAAGCACUAUUUGUCAAAUGCUUCAUGCUAACUUGUACAGUGUGUUUUUGGGGAAACAGUUUAUAUGCACUGAACAGAAAUCAGAUAUCACAAUCACGGUGUAUAACGUCAUGCAUCACUUAUUACUGUGAAUCCACACAGGUUAAACAUCUGGCACCUGAGAACCAAUCUGCUCUCAUUAUUCUCAUGUAUUUGUGCCUUAUUUAUAUGAACGUGACAAAACCUUUGGAGACUCCUCUGUUUUAAAUCAAGCGACGGAGUGAAAUUGUAACUAAACCACUGCAGACUGAUUCCUUAAACUCAGAUUGCCAAUGUUCUUGCUGACACACAUGCAGCAGCAGCUGUUGAUAGCUUUAUGUAACAGUUUGUGUGAAUGGGCUUUGCUUAUUGCUCCUGUUUUUAGCCCGAACAGAUGUCGCUGCGCUCUGCAAAUACUAAUUUUUUUAAAAAGAACUUUUUGAAGUUGUGACAUUGCAAUGUUUGUAUUGUGUAUAUAAAAUAAAAGCAUAAACUUGA